AUGGCUGUGCUGGUCGGCCGAGGUGUUAGAGUCAAAUUGAUUAAAUGCAGGAUUUAUCUUAACAGGGCUCUCUCUUUCCUUAUGACCAGGAAUAAAGGUUCUUUGUACGAGAUCUGUCACAAGCUGCCUAAGGUUGAGACUCAUUGUCACUUGUAUGGCACUAUUUGCAAGGAGACAAUCACCUAUUUCAACAACCGUGCUGGCAAGCCUUUCACCGAUGAGCAAAUAGAGCGCUUUUACAUCAGAGGAACCAAACCGGUCGGGGUCCUAGCGAUUUUCAGAGGACUCGAUUCAGAUCUGAUCAAAUUCCCUCAAGAUCUCUAUAGAAUCACGAAGGAGCAUCUGGCGGUGGCGAAGAGCCAUAAUGUCAUUUAUAUAGAGCUUUCGUGGAAUCCUACAGGAACAGUUUUGGAGUCUAAAAUUCCUUUUGCUUCAGCGCAGAAGGCAAUCCACGACGCCAUGAUAGACUCGGAGGCUGAGAUUGGAAUCAUGAGCAGGCUCAUUUGUGCUAUUGACCGACAAGCCGAACCAGAAAAAGCUGCGCAGAUGUUAGAUUGGAUGCUAGAGUCUCCGUCGCCAAUGACGAUUGGUAUCGGAAUUGAUUACAAGGAAGAUGGUUUCCCUCCACAGCUAUUCGAGGAUACUUUCAAGCGUGCGAAGAGUAAAGGAUACAAGAUAACCGCUCAUGCUGGCGAAUUCGGCAUGCCUUGGAAUAAUAUCGACUACGUUGCAAAUAUCAUCCACGCUGACCGGAUUGAUCACGGAUAUACAAUCAUUGAUAAUCGAGAGCUGGUUGACCAGUUUUUGGAAGAACAACGGCCAAUUAGUGUUGUUCCUACGAAUUCCUAUUAUCUCAGACUGUUCGAUCCGGAGGAAUGGGCCCAAAAGCAUCCGAUCAGGAAGAUGAUCAAGCUUGGACUUAAUAUCUAUCCAAACACAGAUGAUCCCUCUUUCCAUUGUGUGGAGCCUACGAAAGCUUGGAUGAUGAUGGUGGAAUGCUUUGGUGCAACCAUUCCAGACCUCAAACGAUUUGCAUAUAACGCGAUCGACAGCGCGUGGGUGGACAAGGAUCUAAAAUCCAAGUGGAAACAGGACUGCGAUAAAUAUUUCCAGUCUUUAUAA
Ogataea haglerorum is the source of this 1122-nucleotide messenger RNA. RefSeq lists its product as uncharacterized. Gene Ontology annotation, molecular function: adenine deaminase activity. Lineage: Eukaryota; Fungi; Ascomycota; Pichiomycetes; Pichiales; Pichiaceae. The coding region runs from base 1 to 1122 and encodes 373 amino acids. The transcript has a single exon. The record is from RefSeq and is a predicted model, not a curated record. Gene Ontology annotation, cellular component: cytosol. Gene Ontology annotation, biological process: adenine catabolic process; hypoxanthine salvage.